Funneliformis mosseae is the source of this 312-nucleotide messenger RNA. The record is from the annotation of a GenBank genome assembly. NCBI's taxonomy places the organism in Eukaryota, Fungi, Glomeromycota, Glomeromycetes, Glomerales, Glomeraceae.
AUGGAAGAGGUCCCUGAAAGUAAUGAAAAUGGAGAAUCCAAACCUUUAGAACAAAAAGAUAUUGAAGAUAAACCGGAAUGGUACGAAGCUCACAAAAUCGCAAUUCAGGUAACAAAUGAUCAACAACUUUACGCCGAUCCUGUGACAGGUUAUACAGUGAUGACAGAAUUGUAUCAUAAAUCAAGAGGUUACUGUUGCGGAAAUAAAUGUAGACAUUGCCCGUUUAAUUAUGAAAAUGUAGGGAAAAAUAUUGAUUUGAAAGCUCUAGCUAAUAAAGGUUCCUUGAAAAUUGAUAACGAGAAAAAGGAUUGA